AUGACGAGAGCAGGCGGCGUGCUUAAGCCUAAGAUGGCGGUACCAUACGUGAGAUCACAGCAGGAAAACGAGCGUGAUACAGCAACGACCGAGAACGCGAAAGCAGAGAGCUCUUCAUCAGUGCCGAAGGAAGAAGAAGAAGAAAAAAAAGGAUCCAGCCAGGACCUUUGUUCCAGCAAGAGUAUCUCGGACCGACAGAACGGAGCAGAACCACGACCCAAGCAGGGUACUGAAGAUUCCAAGGCCGUCAAGGCAGAGAGCUCUUCAUCCGGGACGAAAGAUGGGGAAGCCAGCCGGACUCCUAGAUCCGAGAAAGUCUCGGCUGCCUGGUCGUCAGAGCAGGCGAGAGACUGGGAUCGGGUUGUCAUGGGAGUAGCAUUGAAUUAG
Letharia columbiana is the source of this 387-nucleotide messenger RNA. RefSeq lists its product as uncharacterized. The coding region runs from base 1 to 387 and encodes 128 amino acids. The record is from RefSeq and is a predicted model, not a curated record. The transcript has a single exon. Lineage: Eukaryota; Fungi; Ascomycota; Lecanoromycetes; Lecanorales; Parmeliaceae.